UGAGGCCUCCGUCGAGCCCCGCCGCCGCGCCCCGCCGUCCCGCCGGGCAUGAGCCGGGCAAGCGGCCUUCCUCCUCGCUGAGCGCCGCCCUCGCCAUGGCCCAGGCCGAGAAGAUGGAGCUGGACCUGGAGCUGCCUCCGGCCGGGAGCGACGGCGGCGGCCUGAGGCGCUCCAACAGCGCGCCGCUCAUCCACGGCCUCAGUGAUAAUUCGCAGGUUUUUCAGCCUUAUGUCUUACGAACCCGCAGGAACAGCACAACAGUUAUGAACCGGCAUAGCAUGCUGAUAUCAUCAUCUCCGAUCCGUAUCCCUAGUAGUCGACUCCAUCAGAUCAGAAGGGAGGAAGGAGUGGACCUGAUGAACAGAGAAACAGCCCAUGAAAGGGAAGUGCAAACAGCAAUGCAGAUAAGCCAGUCAUGGGAAGAAAGCUUGAGCCUGAGCGACAACGACUUGGACAAAUCUGAAAAAUCUUCCUCUCCAAAGAGAAUAGACUUCAUUCCUGUUUCUCCAGCUCCUUCACCCACCAGAGGUAUAGGAAAGCAAUGCUUCUCACCGUCUCUGCAAAUGUUUGUGAGCAGCAACGGAUUGCCUCCGAGCCCUAUUCCUAGUCCCACGAGGAGAUUUUCAAAGAGGAGUCAGAGUCCAAUCAACUGUAUCAGGCCCAGCGUACUUGGUCCCAUUAAAAGGAAAGGUGAAAUGGAAACCGAAAGCCAGCCAAAGAGACUUUUCCAAGGAACCACGAACAUGCUUUCCCCUGAUGUCACCCACCUGACUGACCUCAGUUCAUGUUUGUCUUCGGAUAUCCUGGAUGGGAGCACCAGCAGCAUCAGCUCUUCCUCCGACUCCUUGGCCAAAGGCAGCACCACCACCGAAUCGCCCCUCGCAUGCUCCAACUCCUGCUCUUCCUUCCUCUUGAUGGACGACCUUUCACCCAAGUGACUUUUCCCAGGGCGGGGUCGACGUCUGCCCGUUCUCUGUCCUCUCGCUCUGCAUACGCGCUGAGAAAAUCCACAGAAAAUAAAUCCUCCAGGACCUGAGGAUUUUAAGUACUGAGUGGAAAUAUGAAAGCAACUUUAAUUCUUAGCAACUUCUCCGACUGGUUUUGAUGAUCUUUACUCUUUCAACCGACACGUCAGGCCCUUAACGAUAGGUCUUUUUGGCUGUCUGGUUUUGCAGCUUUUUGUUUUUAAAUCCAACCCGAUAUUUUACCCGUAUCUGUUGAAAUCAUUACUAUCUUUGCUUUCAAAGAAACCGCAACGCUUUUUAGAAUUUUUCAAGACAAGCACCUAAUUUAUAUUAGUGUGAAAAUGGUAGGCGGGGAAGCCUUUCGCUGUUGCUAUCAUGGUCGUGGGUUCUGGAGGUAAAGGAUGGGGGUGAGAGAAUUGUUAGAAAACUGUCCUUGUUCAACGUGCUUUUUUUUUUUUUUUUAAAGAAUAAGCUAGAUUGCUCUAGAAAUUCAUUUAGGGGGAAGAAAUGAACUGUUUCUGCUGGACAACGGCACAUUCUGGGCCCCUUCUCCCCUCCCCUCCAUUCACAAUACCCCUAAAGAAUUAUUUCAUAGUAGGAACUUCUUUAUUUCUCAGUUGCAUCUUCUACUUUUUCAUUUCCAGAGAAGAGGAAGAGGUUGCAAAAUUGCCCUUCGUGGUUGAAGCAGCAGCGGCUGCCGCCGUCGUCACCUCUGAGAACCAAAACACUUUGUGAAGGCUGGCUCCGUUGCAGCCGAGUAUCCGUAGCAGACGGAGGAAGAUUUAACUCACCUGCUGUUUCUGGGCUUGUACAGAGAUGGCUUCCAAGGCUGCAGGGAUGACCAGUUGCAAAAAUAUUUUUUGGGGGGGGGAGAAGGGGAAAGGGGCAAUUGUUUGGGCUAUCAAGUAGAAUAUGUCAAAUAGUCGGUGUCUCCCGCGGCACUGAGCAACGUUUGUGCCUUAGGAGACCUAGUAAAAGAACGGAAGAAUGUAAGCAAAGGACCUGGGUGGAGAGGAAAGGCUUUAAGGGGAGGGGGCUCGUACCAGGUGCUUCUGUCCUCCUGCUGCUCUUUGGUGGCUCCUGAGGGGCUGGAAGGGGAGAAGAUCCUCCCAGCUCUUCAGGGUCAGGUUUGCCUGGAAGGCAGCAGCCACAAGGCAAGCUUAAUGGCCAGAAAGGCUCCCUGUUUGUUGGGCUCGAAACACUUGUUGGUCUGUAAGGAGCUUACCUUUAAACCAGGAGGCGGGAUAAACCUGUAGUAGCUUAGCUCAGUUUGGGCUACAGCAAAUGGUUUAUUUACUUCUUGAGAUCUAACCAGGCUUAACCAACAGAAAAGAGAUCCACUUGUAAUCUACUGUGUUAUGCUAUUUAUUAUUUAUAACUGUAAAAAAAAAAAAAGUCUGGUGUUGAAUUAUAGUAUUUUUUUAUGAUUGAAACCCUUUUUUAUGUUUUGUGAGUGCUGGCUAGUCUGUAUUGAAUAGGCAACCUUGUCUGCCAAAAAAAAAAACCCCAACCCAAUGUAUGCUUCCCUUUUUGAAUGUUUGUGAGUAUCCACACGCUCUUUUUGUCAAAAUCCAAGUUUGGGGAGGGGGGUUUCUCCCCCCUGCCCUCUUUGGGUAAGAUAAUAGCACUGAAUUUGACAUGGGAUUGUGCUGACCUGCAAGGCACAGGAAUCUGCCAAUGUUUGCCUAUCUAAGAAGGGGAGGGGGAAAGACCCAUAGAGAAAGACUUUCAUUUUCCGUACUUUUAGCAUUUUGGUUUUGAAAGUGUUUGUUUGGAAUUGUAAUAAGUACUACAUUCGGGCAAGCUGUGCCUCCGUUAUUGUGAUCUCACUAUGGAGAGUUAGUUUCCCCACUUCCAAUAAAUAUUGUAAGAUA
Pantherophis guttatus is the source of this 2839-nucleotide messenger RNA. It is a transcript of the gene PABIR2, whose product is annotated as PABIR family member 2. Gene Ontology annotation, molecular function: protein serine/threonine phosphatase inhibitor activity. Lineage: Eukaryota; Metazoa; Chordata; Lepidosauria; Squamata; Colubridae. The record is from RefSeq and is a predicted model, not a curated record.